This is a messenger RNA of Schistosoma curassoni, 1938 nucleotides long. NCBI's taxonomy places the organism in Eukaryota, Metazoa, Platyhelminthes, Trematoda, Strigeidida, Schistosomatidae. The record is from the annotation of a GenBank genome assembly.
CGAGUAGUAUUUUUCUAUUGACUGUCCCUUUUUUACGUAAAUGUGUUUAAAUUUAUCAAUAUAUGUGUUGGCAUAAGGGAUGUAACAGAGAUAGUUCAAUUUCUCGACCACCGCCAUAUAUAGUCUUUCGAUUUUUAACAUUUAUAGAUUCAUUUUAUGAUUCUUGACCUCACUUUGUGUGACCACAUGUAAGACUCAUUUCUCGGAUGUAAUUUACGGUCGUGUAUAUUCAUUUAUUCCGUUUUAUCAACAAACUAUUCUUAAUUAAAUUCCUAUGAAAAAGAAUGACAAGAAACUAGCUGUUUUGAAACAGAAAAAAGAGAAUGAACUGUUAGCUAUGGAAACAAAGGAGAUUGAAGAGAGACUGAAGCUUCUUAAAUCGACUCUCUAUUCAGAAUUAACCAAGACAAACAAACUCAAGUAAUGUGAUGACAUAGUUUACAUGCAAUGAUUAGUUCUUCUGUACCGAUUUGGAAAGGUAGUUGUCCAGCCUCUUCAACCGAAAAACAGAAAAGAGAUGCACUAGUUGACGUAUGAAAUUUAUUCAACCCGUUGUGUAUACUUCGUUUUAGAUCAGUGGACUUAAAUUCAAACCUUUGAAGCACAGUCCAACUUCUGAAAGUAGCUUGAUUUACUGAUUUAUGACUUAAUAAGUCAAAACCUCAGAUACAUAUGGUAGUUUAAUCCGAAAAAUAAAUGAAGGCAUGGAACUUACUCCCAUAAACCCUGUCAAUGCUCAUCAGUCUAUGUGUGGACAAUGUGAAGACAAAAACGCUGUUGUUUUGUGCCAGGAAUGCAGUGAACACUACUGCGCUAAAUGUUUUGCAAUGUUUCAUGUGAAAGGAGCACUUAGACGUCACCAUUCGUUGCCUGUUUCGACUUGUAGCUUGAGGUCUGAAUUACGUUCUUGUAAUGAAACUGAUGGUAUUAACAAAACACAAGGACUCAAAGAGUUAAUUAGUAAAGGAUGUCAAAGUUCCUUUAGUAUUGCGACCAAAUCAAAUUCAGCCUUACAAACGGAAGCAAUAAAUGAUCCCUAUCAAUAUGAUCCCCCUACUAAAACGCCGCUAACAACAAAACAAUCUUCGGCCGCAGUCAGUCAUAUAACCCCAACACUAUGUAAAACAUCUGCUUCAGUAGAAAUAUAUUUCACGCCAAGUAUAACUUACGCAGAAAAAUUAUUGCUUCGUUUGCAUCGGAAUUCUAAGCUUCAGCAAUCAAUAAGACAAGACAGCGUAUCUGAAGGGGCUUUCUUGCCAAAUUCAAGUAUUGGACAAGAGAAAAAACAGGAAGAAGUUAUGGAGAAUUUCACAUUAAAUAGGAAUUCAUUUGAUGAAUUACAUAAAUUGGCUACAACACAAAUGCAAUUGAGCAAUGAUAAUCCACAUGUUUUCUCGCAUUCUAAAUUAGACUCAGAAGAGCCUAUUGAUCAAAUUGAUAAAAUAAUGUAUCCAAUUAUUCAUGAAUCGAAUGAAAAUUACUCAAGUAUACCCUUUUUUGAUGAAUCAUUGUGUAAUUUGAUUAAACAAAAAGAAAAUACCGACCAAAUUCACAAUGGACAAUGUUCACAGACUAAUGAUGAAGAUGAUCUUAUCAAAGGAAUUCAUGAGCAUAAUAAAAUUAUAGGUUCAUUAAAUAAUAAACAAAAUAUAUGGCACCCAGUGCAGUCAUUAAUUAAUCCUGAUUCUAAUAUAGUACAUCAAAUCAAUAAAACAAUUAUACGAAACUUGAAUCUGGUUUUAGAUGAACAAUCGCUGAACAAUAUCGACCUACAAGACAGGUUUUUGGACGAUUCAAGAAUAAAGUAAAAUAAUUCGCAAACAUCAGCAUAAUUCAAAGUCAGCGGUAUGUUGUGAACAAAAUAGACAACUUUUAUUUUCUUCUUAUGUAAAAGAAAGCAGUUUAUUCGGGUUUCAUCAAUAAACUGUUUUUUAUUGA